Messenger RNA from Enterobius vermicularis (human pinworm), 708 nucleotides. The record is from the annotation of a GenBank genome assembly. Lineage: Eukaryota; Metazoa; Nematoda; Chromadorea; Rhabditida; Oxyuridae.
AUGGAUUUUAAAUCUGGGGAUGAAGAGAUUGUAUUUAUCGGAGAGUGCCAGCGGUUUUCCAAUAAAGAUGAAAUUUGGGAUGACAAUGCUGUCAUAAAAAUGUAUGAUCAGUGCAUACAGAGAACAUAUGAGAAGGUUGAAGAAGACGGUCUUUCAGCUUCAACUGGCUCUAAAAGAAAACAGAAAAAAUGGCAUGUUGGUGACCUUUGUCUUGCUCCUUAUUAUGAGGAUAAUUUAUGGUACCCAGCGGUAAUAGAGGAAGUUUCAAGCGAUACUUGUAAGGUAUUAUAUGAAGAAUAUAACGAGACAGCACAAGUCAAACUUGUAGAGUUGGAACCUCGAGAAGAGGAAAGCGAAACCUCCGAAGAUAUAGAUCCAUCGAAGUCGGCGAAGCACGGAAAGGCGAAAACUCAAAGGUGUAAUACUGGUAACGGCGAAACAGCCAGUGGGUUUCCAAGUGGCUCAAAAACUGCAAAGGAUUUUGGAGUGGAUUCAGUCAAAUGCUGUUUCCCUCCUUUGGAGAUGCCUACUUCGGUCCCUCCACCCCCGCCGAUGUUUUCUGGGAUACCACCACCGAACGAUGAAGAAGCAUUUUCUAAUAUGCUACUUUCAUGGUAUAUGUGUGGUUAUCAUACCGGUUAUUGUCAGGCGAUUCAGAACGAAAGGAAGAAGAAAAUGGACACUUGCAAGGAUCUGCCUCCAUCUUGA